AUGGGUGCCGGCCAACGAAGGGAAAGGGGAGCUGUGACGUCGGAAAAAAAAAAUAAAGAAAACGAAAAGCAGACGGAUAGAAAGGGGCAAAGAGGGACGCCGAGAAAAAGAUGUGCAGCAGGAGCGAGGUUGGUUUCCUUAUACGGCGGCAUCAUGAUCGGCUCCAUAUGGCAAUGGCCCCGGCCCCGGGAACGCAAAGAGUGUGCCAAGUGCCUACCAAGCGAGUAUCAGCCUAGGACAGAAGCAGAUACCAGGCAGCAGAUACAUGUUGCUGCUCUUACUUUUGCUGUCAGCCAUCUUGACGUUGGUCUUGGCGUGUACGGUUGUCAGGGGGGGAAAGAUGUUGAUAAUGGAGCACGUGGAGAUGGACAUGGAGUCCAACAGUGUGUUUUGAACGCUCUGACGAAAAACACCCUGGGGGUGGCGGCCCCGUUUGGUGAAUUGAGUUUCGGCACAGCGGCAACGCGGCAAGCUAGUUAG
Messenger RNA from Pyricularia oryzae 70-15, 480 nucleotides. RefSeq lists its product as uncharacterized. NCBI's taxonomy places the organism in Eukaryota, Fungi, Ascomycota, Sordariomycetes, Magnaporthales, Pyriculariaceae. The transcript is spliced from 3 exons. Bases 1 to 480 code for a protein of 159 amino acids. The record is from RefSeq and is a predicted model, not a curated record.